UACUAAAUAUAGAUUUUUUUUAAAGAAUUUAUGAAGAAAAAUAAUUGAGGCAAAGUUUGUGAAAGUCUUACUUAUUCAGCCUAGAAGUCCAUAAGGCACAUCCUGGUCGCAUUUCACGAGCCAAAACCGAUUUAACAAGUAGAAUGUCAAACGCAAUCAUGAACUUCUUAAGAACAAGAACACCAUGGAGGACAUCCUUCACUUUACGCCAGCUUUCAUGUACAACAGAAAAACUUUCAAAUGAAAUUACCAAGAUGGCGUCAGAUAAUGAUCCCGAUGGUCUGAAUAGUUACCUCCAAACAGCAAAUUCGGCAAGCAAAAUACUGGAAAUCGUCCACGAAAAUUAUAGAAAAAUGAACGACAAACACUCUAUGGAAGCUUUGAGAACAAUUUUUAAUCUCCAGAAAGAUGGAAUGUGUGAUAUAUCAAAAAACCAACUCGUAAAACAUCCAGAUUUUGAAAAAAUUUGCUCCAACAUUAAACGUUACUCGGGAGUUUUGGAAUUAAAUGACACGAUUGAAGCAUUAAAAGUUCUCAAUUACAUGGCAGUACCAACAAACAGUACUAUAAUUCAAGUGCUUCUACAACUAAUCAGAAAAAAUAUUAAUUCACUUAGUAUAGCUCACAUUCUUUAUGUGGACUUUUUAUUAAGAACCACUGAAAAAACGCCAACGCCAUUGUCUGAAGCUCUUCUAAUAGCUUUGCCAAUUGUAUUCAGUUUGAAUGUGAAACUUAAAAUGAACUAUGACAAUAUGCAGCAAAUGAUUGACUGUUUACAUUAUGCUGUUAAGCAUAAUGUAGAUUUAGAUAUUAUAAAUUAUAUUAUAAAACAAUUGGAAAAAUGUCCCGUAUUCGAUGCAAGUUCAGCUAGGAGCAUUUUAUUGUCAAUUUGUCAUUUACCUCGUGAUGACUUGUACGAGCCACUAGUGAAGAAAGCCACAGCUGAUCUAAUAGUUGACAUAGAUCAUCUUUCCAUUAAAAGCAUGGAAAUAAUUAUGAAUAAGUUGGCACAUAAAUAUACAAAAAGCUACACGUUCUAUUAUCAGGAAGUUUUGUUGGAUACAGUGGCCAAUUAUAUUAUUGACCAUAAUUUAGGAUUUAAACGGGCAGUAGGAGUUUUGAGGAACAUGGCAAGAUUGAAUCAUUUCAAUCAACGUUUGUUAGACUACACUGCAAACUACAUUCACUUAAAUCCUGAAACUGAACAAGAUGCAGCCGACAUUUACAGUAUUGUUGUAAACAUGGUCCUUACCGAUUACCGUCCGGCUCAUUGGGACAAUUUGAAAAGUUGGAUGAGUAGUGCGAAAAACUUGGCAACAGCAAAUCGCAGGGAAAUUAUUUGGAUUCGAUUUGCAGCUGCCCUUUGCAUUCUCGAUAUUUGCAAAAUCGACAUAUUAUCAAGGGCAUUGAAUGAAACUUAUGUAACGCACAUUUUGGAUAAAGGUUUCCAAUCAGAUUUUGAAAAUUACUUUGCAAUAUGGCAAUAUUUAACAGCUUACAAACCUGACUUGGUUCAACUAUUGCCAUCGCAAGUAAACCCCAAAAAUUUGGUCAAAGAUGCAUUGAGAAAAGAAGUAUUUCCUCUUGACGGUGCUUUACAAACUGCGUUUGGUGGAAAAGAGUUUGUUAAGACAAAUCUGUUUUCAAAAUUAGGAGUUCAAAUAGAUCACGCCAUUAUAUUUAGCAAUGGUUCCCCAGUACCGUUUAAACAAUCAGUAGAGUUUGUAGAGGAUAUUAAGUUAGGAAGUCCUUCUGAACAACUACUGUUAAUUUGGGCUGUCAACAAUAACUUUUACACAAUUAAUACAAAUACUUUAAGGGGACUGCCUUCAAAGACUCUAACUAUUUUAGAAGAAACUUUACAAUGUAGUGUGCUUCCAGUGAAUACAGAUAAUUGGCAAGAGAUGGCAGACUUUGAAAAAAUACCUUAUUUAAUGCAGAAGAUUAAAGACAAAAUGAAUUUGGAUAUAAAUGUUUUAGAAAGUGUUGCCUAGAUUUGAAAAAAUAAUAGUUUUGUGUAAAAAUUAUUGCCUUAAUUCUAAUUAAAACUUAUAGCUCCUACUAGGAGAUUCUUUAAACAAAAUAACUCUUGUGUGAAACUGGUACGCAGGGUCUUCUAACAAAUUUUGAAAUAGAAUUAUGCGAGGGGUGAACCACUAGUAGAAAUCAUUGUACAUCCGAGAGGUAAACCACUAGUAGAAAUCAUUGUACAUUUUUUUGGGAAUCACAUAGUAUUCAAUCAAGAAUACAUGGAAAUCACUUGGGUGUCCCUGGGAAUCGCUAGGAAUCUCCUAGCACUCCAUGGGAGUCACAUAGGAAUUCACUGGCAAUCACUGAGAAUCAUGCGGUAAUCGCUGAAAAAAAUUCUAUUGCUAAGGCAAUUUUUCAAGAUAUGUAGUCAGACAGUGGUUUGUCGCCUAAUGGUAAUAUUGAUUCUCUAGUGGACUAUGAUUUGGAUGCUUUCUCGCUCGGCAUUGUUACUGUUGAUUGAUUUUUCAGAGGCAGUGAGAAGUCUAAAACCCAGGGCAUUUGCUGGCGUAGAUGGAAUACCACCAUAUUUUUAUAAAGCUUAUCUGAAUAUUUUACAGAUCCCUCUGCAAACUAUAGUGAAAAAAUCCCUGGAUGCCGAUUGUUUUUCUGAUCAUUUGAAGAUUGGUCAUAUUAUAACACCGACUGAUAAGAAUAGAAAUACACAUCUCAUCGAGAAUUAUCGUCCUGCGACUUUUUUGCCUGCAUUGUCAAGGAUUUUUGAGAGAAUCGUACAUACUAAAAUUAGUCAGCACAUGCAAGGAGUAAUUAUUCCAUAGUAACAUGGUUUCUGUAAAAAUAAGUCAACUGUCACUAAUCUGAGUGUUUUUUUCUGAAUAUUUGAGCAGUAACCUCUGGAGAUUGGAUCUCAGACAGAUGUUGUGUAUACUGAUCUAGCGAAAGUCUUUGACAAGGUUAACUACGCUGUGCUUGUCAGAAAAUUUGAAUCCUUUGGGUAAAAUUACCGGUAAUUUUACGUAAUAACACCGGUGAAAUUGGUAAAAUUGAAAAAUCUUGGUGAUACUACAAUAAUGCAACAUUGAUUUUAAUUGUAGAAUACCUACUAAUGUUGGUAAGAUACAUACUAAUGGUGGUGAGAUGAAAUUUUUUAAGAAAUAAAUUAAAAAUGUUUACUUUUAUAGCUGGUAUAUAAUUAAUUAUUUGGCUAAAUUUCAUUUAGAAUAAAGAGUAAGUUUACAAAGAAGUAAGAAUAAUGUGUUAAUAAUAAUAUAACAAAAUAUUGACACAUAAAUCAACAUGGUGAUUGUCGACGUACUUUACCAUCUACUCUUAACUUUACUGCUUUUUAUUUUUCAAGAUGAAGAGAGACAAGUUUAAGUUUAACACACAUCAUUGGUUUCCCUAAUCAUUUUGAAGUCUCUACUGCUACGAAUACUAUGACACCCGUGUUUAUAAUUCUUGGACAAUUUUACCAGGAUAUAGGCAAUAUUACGUAAAUUACCGGUAAUUUUACCUUCGCAACUAAGUGGAAUUAUACUUGUCGUGAUCCCAGCGUUUAUUGAUAAGGUAUUUUCACUCCGGCUUAAUGACCGUUGUAAGUUGGAAUUUCUUCUCGACGUGGCUAACAUCUUCAGAGGUGCUUCCAUGUCCGAUUCUGGUAGCAGACUGACGCGUUCCUGACCGUAGGUUGUAUUUAUGUGUAAGUGGCAGUGGUGGGGUAGGGGCGGGGCUUCGCGGCACUUGGCUAAUCUCAACUUUCUCUGUGCUCAAUGAGAUCUUUCUUGCGUUUUUGAGGAUCGGGUUCCAGAUUUGGUUAAGUUUUAGUGUUUCUUCUUUCCUGUUGUAGUUCUCCGUAUGUUUGUGGAUUUCUAUAGCUUCACGUACAAGACGAUUGUGGUAUCCGGAAAUCGGUGCAAGAAGUUCGACCUCACUAAAGAGUAUUUUAUGAUUCCCUUCACUAAGCGCAUGUUCCGCAACUGCCGAUUUUUCCGAUUGUCCUAGUCUGCAGUUUCUUUUGUGCUCAUUCAUCCUGGUUCCCAUGGAUCUUUUUGUCGUUUCUAUAUAUAUCUUACCACAUGUGCAUGGUAUAUGAUAGACUCCAGUGCUUGACAGUGGGUUCCUCUUAUUCUUGGCUGAUCUGAUUGAUUGCUGUAUUUUAUUUGUUGGCUUGAAGAUUGUUUGUUGUGUCUCUUCAAGACUUUCCCUAUCCUGUCUGUCACCCGAGAAAUGAAAGGCAGAUAUCGAGGCAGAUUUGCAUUAGCCACCACUGGUUGUUCAUCCACGUUUUUUCGUGUGACAGUUUUGGGUCGCAUGGCCCUGUUAAUUUCAGAUGCAUUGUAACCAUUUGAUAGAAAGGGCGACUUGAGGUGAUCCAGUUCUUGCUCGAGAUUUUGUGGCUCGCAGAUGUUCCGAGCACGUUCUGUUAACGUUGUUAUAAUUCCACGUUUUUGCCUUGGAUGGUGGUUUGAGAGUGCAUGUAGGUACUUGUCUGUAUGUGUAGGUUUUUGGGACACUGUGUGGCUUAGUUUUCCUCCAGUUUUCUUUAUGAGCACAUCUAAGAAGGCGAUUUCUUGGCUUUUCUCCUUUUCCAUAGUAAAUUCUAUGCUAGGAUAUUGCGCGUUCAGGUGGCCUAGAAACUGGUUAAGCUUCUUUCCUUAGCAUUGAGACCGAAUCGACUCAUAUCCACUAUGGCAUUUUGUUGUGAGUUUCAACUGUAGCUUCAAUAUCCAAAUUGAGAAUUUCUUCUUUAUAUGGUAGUUUUUGUUCUGGCAUUUUUAUUCCAGGUUUUGGGAAACGAGUAGGUGUUUGUUUCACCAGGGUUUGUACUUGCCACCAGGAUUUGCCUUCCCUGUUUAACAAAUAAAAAUUGACUGGAACAAAUCAAUGACGUUAAAAAUGUUCGUCGGUUCUUAAACCAGAAGUCAUUCAUUUUAAUUUGUCAAAAAAAUUGAAUGUGUCAUAUGAAUUAAUCAACGACAACCCUUUUUCUUCAAGUUUCAAGGUCAAGUAUGAACCCUGGUGAAACGAACUUUACACAUAUUUGUUAUUCAAAUAUGUGCCAUGUCUUGAACAUAUCAUUCUUCAUUUUUUUUCAAUGCUGUAUAGGUACCACUCCCAAUCUGGAACUGGCAAAGAAUGGAGUAGUUCUGUUUCUGCUGGGAUUGUUUUGUUUUUCAGUAUUUAAAUGCAUAUCUCUGAGAAGGCGAUUAUCCCUAGGACAAAUCCUAGGGAAAAAAGGAGGGAAAAUCCCAUAAUUGUAAUGCCAAAUUUCUUAGCUUCCUCCUUCAUCCAUCCCCAUGCUCAGUAGUAAAUGAAUUAUCAGUUCCGAAUAAGGACAGACAGUAUGUCGAUGCCCCAGCAUGUAACGGUUGAGCUACUAUUAGAUAGGCAUGUACUGCUUGUACUCCAGUUAGAAUAUAUAUCUUGAUUGCUUUAGCAGAAGUGGCAGGAAACGUACCUUGUUGACUCAGGCUUCCCAGGAAUCUAUCCAGCGUAGAAAUUGACGGCAAACUAUUCUUUAAAUUUGCGAGAGUUUUAUAAAAUAACCUGGGUUUGGAAGUAAAUCUAACUAAAACAAUAUAUGACUAUUGGAGGUGAACAACGAACUCUGAAAUUGAAUACCAGACAAGCAAUAAACCAAUGUACUGAAUACAAAUAUUUGGACAUGAAAAUCUCACAUGAAGGAACCCUAGACGAAGCACUUAAAGAUCGGAAUAUACAAGGACGGAAGGCAAUAUCCCUACUAAAUGGUGUACUGUGGGACCAAAAUAUCAACAAAACUAACAAAACUAUGGUUUAUUUUUUUCCAAGAUAGAUUUUGGCAUUGUCAAUUUUGAAACAUAAACAAUGCCACUAAUGCCGCUUAUUGGUCGCUAUUGUGAAACUGAUGUCAACCUGCAGAAACACCUCAUUUUGCGACCAAUUAGGGUCAAGCGUUAUUGUUUAUGUUUCAAAGUUUUCAAUGUCAAAAUCUAUCUUGGGAAAAAAUAAAGUAUAGAAUAUACAACACCAUAGUCACAUAUAGUUCAGAAGUCUGGCCACUAAAGAACAGAACCGCAAAAAUGCUGGAAGCAACUGAAAUGGACUUUUGGGAGGAGAUCGGCAGGCAGGUCAAAAAUGGAGAGGAUAACAAAUCUGAGAAUUAGGGAGAUUAAUGGAUGUAAAACACACAAUAGUAGAUGAUAUAGAGGACAAACAGCUGAUUUGGUUCGGACAUGUACAAAGAAUGGCAGAUACAAGAAUACCCAAGCAAAUUAUUGAGUGGAAGCCCGGAGGAAGAAGAAGAUGCGGCAGACCAAGAAGAAGCUGGAGAAGUGGAGUGGACGAAGAAAUGAUAGACAGAGGCUUGGAGGAGGAUGCCUGGAUUUUUAGAGAUGGUUGGAGAUCGGGAAUCGGAAGAAGUAGAACGUUAUAAACCGAUAAUUAUACAGUGUAUACCAUUUAAAACAAAACAGGCUAAAUAUCUGAUGUCACUUUUUUUUUUUAAAUCGCUUGUACGCGCAAUUUGAUUGUGUGAGUGUUUGAAACAUUUUCAGCACUAACUUGACCCUCUAGGGGGGUGGGACCAAC
Molecule: messenger RNA, 6558 nt
Organism: Ceutorhynchus assimilis (cabbage seed weevil)
Lineage: Eukaryota; Metazoa; Arthropoda; Insecta; Coleoptera; Curculionidae
Source: the annotation of a GenBank genome assembly